Messenger RNA from Orbicella faveolata, 3261 nucleotides. Its product is annotated as structure-specific endonuclease subunit MUS81-like. Gene Ontology annotation, cellular component: nucleus; Holliday junction resolvase complex. The record is from RefSeq and is a predicted model, not a curated record. Gene Ontology annotation, molecular function: 3'-flap endonuclease activity; DNA binding; crossover junction DNA endonuclease activity. Gene Ontology annotation, biological process: mitotic intra-S DNA damage checkpoint signaling; DNA catabolic process; resolution of meiotic recombination intermediates. Lineage: Eukaryota; Metazoa; Cnidaria; Anthozoa; Scleractinia; Merulinidae.
CUCUUAGUUUUCAAGGUAUUGGCGUACAGAUGUACGGACGUACAGACAGUCACGUGACAACCAAAAUUUUUUAGAUCGAUGGAUUACCAAAUUUUCUAAGGUAUGGGGCUCUGCUUGUGCACCUUUGGCACGCAGGAGCUCCGCUAAUAAACCACUAAUUAAAAGAAUCGUGUUUGACAUUUAGAAAAUCAGCUUCUAUGGACAAGUAACUGGUUCUUAUUCUCUAGUGGUGGUUUUACGUCAAAAUUGUUGCUUAACUCCCCAUGAAAUAUAACACACACCUUCCAAUAUUGGUCAUACUGUAAAUGACCUAAUUGUCACGGGCAUCUGUUAAAUAGAUGCUUCAAUGCAAUUUGGGGGCAUGUUUUUAGAUAGAGAUGUUAUUAACUUUUAAAACAUUGAACUGAAACUGUAACAAAAAUAUGGAAAUGUGAUAACAGGAAUUAAAGUGCUCCAUUAAGGCAGGUUUUCACAAGGGUACAUGUAUAAGCCUAAGCAGAUGCAAUGGUAAGAUCUUGGUGAUUACUGUACAUGUAGUGCCUUUUGUCAGGCAAAUUUCCAAACUAAAGACUGUCUGCGUAUGUCGCUUAUGCUAAUUGCCCAUAAUCUGCUGAAUGAAAACCAGCAUAACCUAGCACAGAGCACUGUGUAUGCAACUGCUCCAAUCCUACAGGCCUAACAAGGUUUGCCCUGCCUAAAACACUGCCCUCGGGAGGCAAUUGAAUGUAGUUCAAAUGUAGUGGUACAUUACUGGUUACUAGUAAGACAAAUGACACUUAGGUGUUGGCCUGGUACAUGCCCUUUCCACUGUAGAGCUGUCAAGAGCAAUAGCUGGUUUCUUGCUGCUUUGGAGAUGAAUUCCCUCUCAGUUAAAGUAGUACACAGAUAAAGCACACCACAGAGCACUCUGACAUAUAAUGGAGCAGGAAGUGAUUUGCAAACCUUUUUACGUGUUAUUUUAUGUGAUUAAGGGGCUUCUCCUUAACUACCAAUUGCUCAAUGACAUGAAUUUGUUGCUAAGGAAGGUUUGUAACCGUCAUGUUUUGAAUUAAACCAGACCUCCUAAGGAUAAGCUUUUUGCACAGGUUUGUUUCAAAUCACAGCCGUAUUUGACCAGUCAUGUGAUCAGAAUAGAAAAAACCCUAAAACUUAAAGGGCAUCUAAUCCGAAAAUUUAAAUCAGUACCAAUAGAUUAAGAAAGUCCAUGUGCUUAAUGAUACAUAUGUGUUUUAUGAAUCUCACAUUUUUGUAAAAGUUAUGAGGUAAUAAACCCCCAUAUUAUUUUUAUUAUUAUUAUAAGUAAUAUUACUUAUACUAUCAGAAAAUGUACUCCAAGUGUUGUAACAUAGACGUGUUUGUUAUAGAGGUAGAACAAAAGCUGAUCAUUGAAAGUCAUCUGAAGAGAAAGAUUUUUGCAUGAGAUGCCUCUGACUUUAAUGCAUUCUAUACAUAUCUUAUGUUAUAUAGUGACUAUGUAAGUAAGAUAGUGCUUGACUUGUAAUUUUAUUUUAAGUAUGUUCAUUGUAAUUUUAUGUUGUUGUAACUAAUAAAAAUAUCUUUUUGUUUCUGCAAAAAAAAGAAAAAACACCUGUAUUAACAGACUUUCUAUAGUAGCUUUCUUCUUUUAAGUGUAAACAGUAAUUCCAUAUGACAUGUAUGAUUAUAAAGAAGGCCAAGUCAUUUCUGAUUCAUAAGAAAAAUUGGAACUCUCCCUCUUUUCUUCCAAGUUUAAGAGAUUUAAACUUCCAAUGUGCAGUUUGAGACUUGCACUAUUUAUGCACACUUUUUUUCAGAGCAAAUGUCCCCUCAUACAGAAUUCACCACUUAGCACUGCAAAACACUCCAAAAUAGCUUAAUUUCCUCUAAGUAUUGUGCUCAGCAAUCCCUUAGCAACUGCUAUAAAUCUGUAGUUACAGUAAGAAGGACCCCCUUUAAGUUAAUAGUACAUGUUCAUCUUGAAAUAGCUGUUUGACUACCAAAUUUGUAUAUCUUAUUCAGAUGCUCAUUACAUUGCUGAUUAUUUAAAACUCAAUUAAAGAAUUUAUUGUAAUUUAAUCGUUAGUUACCGGUAAUUGAAUUUCUUUCAAUGGUGGUCUAUUUCAGAGAAAGCAACCCAGGAAAAAAGUUGCACGUGAAUAUGUCCCAGCUUACAGAUCAGGGCCAUAUGCACUGAUGUUGACACUGUACCAGCAAAGUCAGGUCUGGUGGGAUUCCAACUUCACUCAAAGACAUUUGGGAUGUUCAUCAGUGUUUGCAUGGGUUAUGUCACAUACAAGUCAUUCAAAAAUAAACAAUUAAAACAGUAAAUCGUACCUUCGUGAACAUUGUAAGGAACAUAGUCUGUUCACUGGGUAUCUGCCAACAGUGUGCACAUUCUAAGUUUGCUCCUGAUUCAAUGUUUUUUCUUUGUAGAGGAUCAACUAUCGAGGAUACAUGACAAGAGCUGAGCUGCAAAAGGAAGCACAGCCACUUUGUGAUGUAUCAUUCACAAUGCCUGACCCAGGAAGUCAUUACACAGCUUGGUCGUCUAUGUCAACUCUGACCAGGAAAGGCUUUAUUAUCAAGACAAACAAUCCAGCCAGAUAUUCCAUAACAGAUGAGGGCCGUAAAUUAGCUGAGAAGCUGGAGACUGUAACAGGAGACAGUUUGUCACCAGGCUCAACAGGCACUGCUGCACCCAUCCCCAGUGGCUCAGUUAAAUCUCCAUCACAUGCCUCAAUUGAUUUAACAUCUGAUAGGAACUUGGACAGUAAUUAUUUAUCUGCUGCAGAUGUAUCCAGGGAUUUUAAACCUUGUUUCGAAAAAGUCUCAAGUAGCCAUGACAGAUUUACAAGAAUAACAGAAAGAGAAAAGGAAUGUAAACCUGCAAGAAUUCUAGAAGAUGAUUUGAGCUUCACUCCUGAUUUUGUCCUCAGACCAGGUAUGUCUCUAUGAGGAGACGACAAUGGGUAUAAUUGACUGAUUGACACUGGAAGGUCCACUGCAAGGUUUUUAACCAAUAAAAAUCGUACGAUUUUUCAAUUUUUUCCUGCAGCUUUACAAUAGACUUUUGGUACUUUUUUUUGGACCCACCUUUGAUGCUUUGUAUGAAACCAUCCCUUUUUGAACACCUGCUCUCGAGGACGUCAAAUGUUUCUACAAUCUUAGCACAAAAACACUAAAACACCUGUGGAAACCAUCAAAAUUGAAAAAUGCAGUCAGACCUCUGGGUACAGAUACCUCUGAUACGGAUACCUGCCCACUAACAAUUUCUAAACUCCA